CGCUCUAGAAUGUCCGGUUCCCGCACCGCUGCGUUUGCAUCCCCCUCGUCGUCCACCUCGUCUUCUUCCAACGGCCGAAAGGGUGGUGUUCUCGAGUUCUUCUGCGGCGAGAUCGAGGGAGAUCAAGGGAAAUCGAGGAACAGGCAUUUCUGAAGGUUCUCGAACCCCUCCCUUCCCAUGGCGGCGAAGGAGACCGAACGACGUUCCUUCGGCGACCUCCCCGAGGAGUUGAUCCCGGAGAUCCUCGCCUGCGUUCCGCCCAAGCACCUCCUCCGCUUCCGCGCCGCCUGCAAGGCCUGGUGCGACCUCGCCGCCGACCCCGCCUUCAUCCGCAAGCACCACUCCCGCCAGCCAGCGCAGCCCCUCCUCUUGGCUUACGACGAGCACUGCCUCGAGGCCGUCAACCUCAGCACCAACAGGCGCCGGGCGGUCAUGCGGGUUACGGUGUCUGGCCGCGUGCCCUCCAUUGGGUCCGACGUGCUCGCGCUCCACGGGUCCUGCGACGGCCUGCUCCUCCUCGGCUUCCGCGAGACCUUCCUCGUCUGCAACCCCGCCACGCGCCAAGGUGCUCGCCUGCGGCUGCUGUUUCGUGAUGGCCCGGAAUUCCUGGGGUUCUACAAGCACGCCGCUUCUGGGGAGUACCGGGUGCUGUACCACCUGGUCGAGGGCCUCGACGGGGAGUACUCCUACUACGUCCUCUCGCUGGGAUCCCAGCAGGCGAUCAGGGACAUCGAGCUGCUCACGUCGUCGGCCGCCGUGGCCGCCGGGCUGGCGAGAGGGCUGGAGAGCUCCAGCACAUCGCCGCCCGUCCUCUUCCGCGGCAGGCUGCACUGGCGGCCGCAACGGACCCAAGAGGGCAACAUUCUGGUGUUCGACACCGAUGCUGAGUCAUUCAGUUGGAUCCCUGCCCCCGCGGAGGCGAUGCUGGGCGAGCGCCACCACACGCAGCUGUUUGAGAUGGACGGCACGAUUGCCGUGUUCUGCUGCCACCAAUCUGCACAGAAGUCGGUCAUCUGGUUCAUGGAGGACUACGAGCAGAUGAACUGGGUCAAGCACCCGGUUGAGCUGUCCUUCACACCUGCUUAUGAUCCGGCUGUCCUGUAUCAAGGGGGGGAUGUGCUGGUGCUGGAAUCGGAUAUGCUGGUGUUUGAAAGCCCUGGCAAGCUGUCGCAUUAUGAUAAGAUGGAUAAACUUCAGGGAUCUGUCAACUGUUUUGCUCGGGGCCUCAGAAUUACUCCACAUGUGCUCAAAGAGAGCCUCAUCCUCCCUGAGUUCCUUCGGAAGCAGCAGAAGGACGGUACCUGCCAAUGGUUCCCCGAGCUUGAGUUUCCCUGAUGGUUCUGGUUUGGACACUGCAAUCUCUGCUGAUGAAACUCAAACUGGUUAGCCUUUUCAUGAUUCGCACAACGGUGACAGAGGUUCACAGAUAUUGAUUCCUUCUUUUAGUCUGUGCAGUUAUCCCCUGUUAUGUUUCAGUACACUGUAUGUUGGAAAUUUCCAUUACAUGAAUUGUGAACGAAUUGCAUGUGUUCUGAACAUGAUUUCGAAUGGCUUGGGCGUUAUAUGGGGCGAUAUGCCUGCAGGUCAUGAUGGUUGUUAUUGAACAUGUUUCUGAUAUGGAUACCAUUGCUA
Triticum dicoccoides is the source of this 1632-nucleotide messenger RNA. Its product is annotated as F-box/kelch-repeat protein At3g17530-like. The coding region runs from base 178 to 1335 and encodes 385 amino acids. Gene Ontology annotation, molecular function: protein binding. The record is from RefSeq and is a predicted model, not a curated record. Lineage: Eukaryota; Viridiplantae; Streptophyta; Magnoliopsida; Poales; Poaceae. The transcript has 2 exons.